AUACAACACAUUCACCAGACUGACCACUUCGCCUCGUUGUCCUUGCUUCGGAAGCAAAAUAUCUUCGACAGAACCUGUGUGUAUACUCGCAAUAAACCACAGCCAUAGAGCAUACAAUGUACGGCGAAAACGAUCGUGACUCCGGCAAUGGCGGAGGCACCGCUGCCCACUUUGCAUCCAAUCCGACCAGCCCGGUGAUGCCUUCUACCGGCGAUGAUGCAGUGAACGGCGCAACCAACACCUCGACUGCGCCGCCCAAAGCGGUCGAAGAUGUCAAGUACUCUGAUAUCGGCAUCACUACCCUCCUCGCCCGGCUGAAGCAAUCGAUCGCAUCGGCGCGUGACUUCGCUCAAUUUCUGAAGAAGCGCGCCGCAUUGGAAGAGGAGCAGGCAUCGGGAUGCAAGCGUUUGGUGCGCAUCCAACUCGACAGCAUCCGCAAAGCCGAUGUCCGUGGUGGGAGCUAUGCUGCGCAGCUGGCAGAGGUCUUGCACGUACACGAGCGCAUGGCCGACAAUGGCAUUCAGUUUGCCCUCUCCCUGCACCAGAUGCAUGAGGACCUGGAUGUCCUCUCGAACAAUAUGGAGCGCGGACGUAAGAACUGGAAACACGAGGGGUUGGAUGCAGAGAAGCGGGCUUCGGAUGCCGAGGCGGCUAUGCUGAAGGCCAAAGCCAAGUACGACAGUCUCGCAGAGGACCAUGAUCGCGCGCGUACCGGCGAUGUCAAGGGCAGUCGCAGGUUAGGUCUGAAAGGUCCGAAAAGCGCGGAGCAGUAUGAACAGGAUCUCCUUCGCAAAACACAGGCUGCAGAUGCCGAUUAUGAGGAGAAGGUCGGCCUGGCCAAGUCACAAAGAGAGCAGCUUCUCAGCGUGGGUCGACCUCAGGCGGUAAAGGCUCUGCAGGAGUUGAUCCACGAAUGCGACAGUGGGUUGACUUUGCAGCUGCAGAAGUUCGCAACAUUCAACGAGAAACUGCUUCUCGGCAAUGGUCUAGCGGUCAGCCCAUUGGCCGAAAACGAUGGAGCUCUCCCACAGAGAAGUCUCCGUGAUUUGAUCAGUGACAUCGACAACGAACGCGACUACCACAACUACGUGAGCAGCUUUUCCGGCAAGGUCCAGGCUCCGAGCGAGAUCAAAUACGAGCAACAUCCGACCUUGGUACCCAAACCACCGCCACCGCCCUCACAGCAACCUCACGUCUCGUCGGGAAACCCCAUGAGCCAGCCAGCUUUAGCUUUCAGCCUUCUUGGAAAUCAAAACAACUCGCCGAGCGACCGCUUUGCUCCCCAGACUGGCCAACAACCUCUACCGCCUCCGCCGAAGGAGAAUCUGCCAUACCAGCAGCAGCCUGACCCUCAAUCAUUAGCAUACCGACAGGCUGCGCAACCCUCGUAUGCCUCUCAACCACCGCCACCAGUGAGCAACUACGGCUCCCCACCAUACCCUACCCACGGAAACGAAUUUGCCCAGCACACCGGCGGCGCGUUACCAACCCUCCCUACAGCGCCAAUGGUCUCCACAGGCGCAAUGGGCCCUCCUCGCGGCGGCCCUAUGAGCCCACCGCAAUCCACCCCCGCCCGUCCCGUCUUUGGUCUCUCCCUCGAGGAACUUUUCGCACGCGACAACUCCGCCGUCCCCACCAUCGUCGUCCAAUGUAUGCAAGCCGUCGACCUCUUCGGAUUGGACGUCGAAGGGAUCUACCGCGUCAGCGGCAACGCCACUCACGUGAACGCGCUCCGCAACGCCUUCGACACCCUCCCCCCCGGCGCACCCCAACUCGACUUCCGCAACCCGGCGAAUUUCUUCCACGACGUCAACGCCGUGACGACGCUGCUGAAGCAAUUCCUCCGCGAGCUUUCCGACCCGCUCUUCACCCGCGCCGGAUAUACCCAUUUCAUCGAAUCGGCGAAAAUCGAUGAUGCGGAUAAACGCCGCGAUGCCCUCCACCAGGGUAUCAACGAUCUCCCCGAUCCGAAUUACGCUACCAUGAGGGCUUUGGUCCUGCAUUUGUAUCGCGUCAUGCAGAACGAGAGUCGCACGAGGAUGGGGAGUGCGAAUCUGGCCGUGUGCUUCGCGCCAAGCCUCAUGGGUCAACAUACCGGCGCGCAAAUCGCCGAUGCGGGGUUGCAGGCCAAGGUCGUGGAUACCAUCCUCAUCAACGCCACGGCCAUUUUCGACGAAGAUUAGUUUUGGAUUUUUCUUCACUGGCUCGGUGUGCUCCUCCUCCCAUGAUGAGCACAGAAGCGAAAAUGACAAGGAGGGCCAGGUUUUCUUUUUUCCAUCUUUUUUCCGAAGAAUCUCCUAGAAGGGUGAAAUGUUUUGUACAAGGAUUUUCGUAUUUUCUUAUUCUCCUUCUUGCGAUCUCUGUCUGGCGAUGCCGUUGGAUAAAUCAGAUCUCAAAUCAGUUCUUUUCAACUCUGUUCUACCUCUCGCCCGCACGAUAUUUCGAACAAUACAAAUCUCGUGAAGCCUCCCGUCGUCGUUGUCGUGGCUUUUGCACGUUCUCUGAACACCCCUCCCUUCCCCUUCUCAGAAGCACGGCGACAAAAAUACACGGAUACGGUUUUGCUUUUCUUUGUAUCUUUCUCACGUGGAGGAGGAGGAGGAGGAGGGGGGGGGAAGAACAAAUGAAUUUUUAUAUAUUUAAUAUCUAAGAUUG
Dissoconium aciculare CBS 342.82 is the source of this 2655-nucleotide messenger RNA. RefSeq names its product RhoGAP-domain-containing protein. The coding region runs from base 117 to 2183 and encodes 688 amino acids. The transcript has 3 exons. Gene Ontology annotation, cellular component: cytoplasm. Lineage: Eukaryota; Fungi; Ascomycota; Dothideomycetes; Mycosphaerellales; Dissoconiaceae. The record is from RefSeq and is a predicted model, not a curated record. Gene Ontology annotation, biological process: regulation of GTPase activity; signal transduction.